AUGGACUCAGGCGAAGUCAUCGACCUCACUCAGAGUGACGAUGAACAGCCUGCGAGUACACGUACUGUACCAACAACACGCCGUGCACCAACAAGAAGACCCGCGAUACCUGCUGCCGUGGAGAUCAUUGAGGUAUCCGAAGACGAAGACGAUGCUCAAACUGAAGACGACUACGGCGCAUUAGACGGAAACCUUGUCGGACCACCUCCAGCGACCGGUCCACAGCAGAAUGAAUUGCCGACUGAGCUGCCACCAUCACCCCACCUACGCGCACCUGCAGUCUCCCGUCGCGACGCACCUUUCAGUAGAGCGGAAGUUGUGCUACACAUGUUCACGGAUGGCUCAUUGAUCAACAACCGUUUCGGUGGGGCUGGUGUCUCGUGGCGAGAUCACCGGAAUACCUGGCAUGGCCGUGCCAUCGCUGUAGGCAGGGCGAGGAGUAGCAACGAGGCAGAAUUGCAUGCGGUUCUUGAAGGCUUGAAGGCGGCUCAUGCGAUCUUGGAUCGUCGACCGGAUGUCACAAAAGUCAUUGUUCAGACCGAUUCUGAGACUUGCUUGAUCGACCUAGCCCGAGCACGCGCCGCAGGUGGCGGUCAUUACGGCCUACUGGACGAAACGCUCCGGCAAGAAACACUUCUGAAGAGCCGGGUAGCCCAGGACGUCAAGAUAUGGUGGGUCAAGGGUCACUCGGACAGCGUCGGGAAUGAUAUCGCAGACAAUUUGGCGAGGUACGGUGCUGAGCAGGCUCGGGCAUCGCCUGCUACUUGGGGCAUGAUGACGGAGAAUCCUCCUUCGGCAAAGCUUGACCAAGCUAAUCGGCUGCGGCAUGGUGACAGAAAGCCUCGAAAGGGCGUGGCAGCACCGCAGACGCGUCGUGCGCAGAAGGAGGCGGUACGUCGUGCGAGGGGAGGACAGAUAGCUUGA
This is a messenger RNA of Fulvia fulva, 924 nucleotides long. RefSeq lists its product as uncharacterized. NCBI's taxonomy places the organism in Eukaryota, Fungi, Ascomycota, Dothideomycetes, Mycosphaerellales, Mycosphaerellaceae. The transcript is spliced from 2 exons. Gene Ontology annotation, molecular function: nucleic acid binding; RNA-DNA hybrid ribonuclease activity. The record is from RefSeq and is a predicted model, not a curated record. Bases 1 to 924 code for a protein of 307 amino acids. Gene Ontology annotation, biological process: DNA replication, removal of RNA primer.